AAAUAGAAAUACACGUUGAUUCAUCUCUCUCUCUCUCUCUCUCUCUCUCUCAUAAGUUCUUGUCGGAAAGCUCGCUUCCAAACCAAAGGGCAAAGGUCCAUCUCUCUCUCUCUCUCUCCAUUGAUUACGUUAGGGUUUCCCUCCUCCAAGGCUUCCCCAGCUCCCGCUUCUUCAUCUUCUUCCUAGAGGCUAGAGAGAGAGAGAAUGAAAGAUAAGAAUUUGGAUCUGUUCGAUCCGAGGUCGGUCAUGGACUCGGACUACUCCCCCAACGCCUCCGGCCGCGACGCCGACUUCGCCUUCGCGUUCAACGACAGCAAUUUCUCCGACCGUCUGCUCCGGAUCGAGAUCAUGGCCGACGCUCCCUCCGACGGCGCCGACGGCUGUCAGAGCCUUGCCGAUUGGGCCCGCCAUCGGAAGAGGAGGAGAGAAGAUACCAAGAAACCUGUUGAUGCUGCUGGAUGCGCUGAGGAGCAGAUUCUGAAUUGUAACCUGGCUGACGUUGAUGAUGCAGGGUUUGAAAAUGAAGAUGAGGAACCUGUUGCAAUGAAUGAAGAAUCACCUUCAGGCGAUGAAGCUGCAAAUAGCAAUGACUCAAACUGGAGCAUGGAUUGUUCUACAGUUCUGAGAGUUAAAACUUUACACAUCAGUUCUCCAAUUUUAGCAGCAAAAAGUCCGUUUUUCUACAAGCUCUUCUCAAAUGGGAUGAGGGAGUCAGAGCAGCGACACGUCACCUUACGAAUCAAUGCCUCUGAGGAAGCUGCGCUCAUGGAGCUCCUGAAUUUCAUGUAUAGCAAUACCUUAUCUGCAACUUCUGCUCCCGCUUUGCUUGAUGUGUUGAUGGCUGCUGACAAGUUUGAGGUUGCUUCAUGCAUGCGGCAUUGCAGCCGAUUAUUACGGAAUUUGCCCAUGACACCAGAGUCUGCGUUGCUAUAUCUGGAACUUCCUUCCAGUGUCUUAAUGGCUGAUGCAGUUCAGCCCUUGACAGAUGCAGCAAAGCAGUUCCUUGCUGCUCGUUAUAAAGACAUUACUAAGUUCCAAGAAGAGGUAAUGAGCUUACCCCUUGCCGGUAUCGAAGCUAUAUUGGCAAGUGAUGAUCUCCAGGUCGCAUCAGAAGAUGCAGUAUACGACCUUGUGUUGAAGUGGGCGAGGGCCCAGUACCCAAAACUGGAGGAGCGGAAGGAAAUCUUGGGUUCGCGUCUUGGUCGCUACAUCCGCUUUCCUUACAUGACCUGCCGCAAGCUCAAGAAGGUUUUAACCUGCAACGACUUUGAUCAUGAUCUCGCAUCCAAGGUCGUGCUAGAGUCUCUGUUUUUCAAAGCUGAGGCCCCACACCGACAACGGGCCCUUGCCGCGGAGGAGUCUGCUACCUCAAGCCGACGCUUUGUGGAACGGGCCUACAAGUACCGGCCCAUUAAGGUGAUCGAGUUUGAAAUGCCACGUCACCAGUGUGUGGUUUACCUUGAUUUAAAGCGUGAGGAAUGCGCCAAUUUGUUCCCAAACGGGAGAGUCUAUUCUCAGGCUUUUCACUUAGGUGGCCAAGGUUUCUUCUUAUCAGCGCAUUGCAACAUGGAUCAGCAGAACGCGUCCAAUUGUUUCGGGCUGUUUCUUGGAAUGCAAGAAAAAGGGUCAGUCACUUUUGCUGUCGACUAUGAGUUUUCGGCUAGAUCGAAGCCAACGGAGGAGUACAUUAGCAAGUACAAGGGAAAUUACACUUUCACCGGCGGAAAGGCAGUCGGUUAUCGUAACUUAUUUGCUAUAUCAUGGACUUCUUUCAUGGCCGAGGAUAGUCUGUACUUCAUCAAUGGCAUCCUCCAUCUCAGGGCUGAGCUUACAAUCAGGAACUGACGAGCUGUUAAACUCUCUCUCUCUCUCUCUCUCUCAAACUUUCUGUUAUCUUUUUCUUCUUGGUAGGGCUAACCUUCUUUACCUUGGCUUUGUGACAAGCACUAUAGGUGAUGUUUAGAUGUUAGCAUUAACAUUUCUAACUCAGUUGUGAGAAAGAUUGUGCCUUCUUGUUGUUAGACUGGGCCAAAUUGUGCUCUGGAAUUGAGAGGUAGGAAGAGUUUUUGCGGUAACGCCUUCCGGGCCCUGUAAAUGAAUUCCUGGAAUGGAAGGAUUGCCUAUUCUGACCUUGCCAAACUUAAUGCAUUUUGAGAAUACACAGGGUGUUGUUUGUUUGGGUUCUUUUUGAGCCCGUAUCA
Molecule: messenger RNA, 2201 nt
Organism: Rhododendron vialii
Lineage: Eukaryota; Viridiplantae; Streptophyta; Magnoliopsida; Ericales; Ericaceae
Product: BTB/POZ domain-containing protein POB1-like
Exons: 6
Coding region: 205-1845 (546 amino acids)
Biological process (GO): response to red light
Cellular component (GO): nucleus
Molecular function (GO): protein binding
Source: RefSeq, a predicted model, not a curated record